Molecule: messenger RNA, 3213 nt
Organism: Euleptes europaea (tarantolino)
Lineage: Eukaryota; Metazoa; Chordata; Lepidosauria; Squamata; Sphaerodactylidae
Gene: NAA25
Product: N-alpha-acetyltransferase 25, NatB auxiliary subunit
Exons: 24
Coding region: 40-2958 (972 amino acids)
Biological process (GO): N-terminal peptidyl-methionine acetylation
Cellular component (GO): NatB complex; cytoplasm
Molecular function (GO): protein binding; protein-N-terminal amino-acid acetyltransferase activity
Source: RefSeq, a predicted model, not a curated record
GGUGGCGGCGGCUGCGCGCUGCGGUUCUGCGCUCUCAUCAUGGCGGCGCGGAGCCAUGUGCAGGACCCCAACGACCGGCGCCUCCGGCCCAUCUACGAUUACCUUGAUAAUGGCAAUAAUAAAAUGGCAAUCCAGCAGGCAGACAAGCUGCUGAAAAAACACAAAGAUCUUCACUGUGCUAAGGUUUUGAAAGCCAUUGGCCUGCAGAGAACUGGGAAACAAGAUGAAGCAUUCGCCUUGGCUCAAGAAGUAGCAGCCCUUGAACCCACGGAUGACAAUUCAUUACAAGCUCUCACUAUCCUUUACCGGGAAAUGCAUAGACCGGAGCUGGUCAUGAAACUCUAUGAGGCAGCUGUGAAGAAAGUCCCCAACAGCGAAGAGUAUCACUCCCAUCUCUUCAUGGCCUAUGCAAGGGUUGGAGAAUACAAGAAGAUGCAACAGGCUGGAAUGGCACUUUAUAAGAUUGUACCAAAAAACCCUUAUUAUUUUUGGUCGGUGAUGAGCUUAAUAAUGCAGUCUAUAUCUGCACAGGAUGAAAACCUCUCAAAAACCAUGUUUUUACCACUAGCAGAAAGGAUGGUAGAAAAAAUGGUGAAGGAAGAUAAAAUUGAAGCUGAAGCUGAAGUUGAGCUGUAUUAUAUGAUUCUGGAACGUCUGGAGAAAUAUCAGGAAGCCCUGGAUGUUGUGAGAGGAAAACUAGGAGAGAAGCUGACAAGUGAGCUCCAGAGCAGAGAGAUCAAGUGCAUGGAGAUGUACAAAAAGCUGGGCAAGUGGCCAGAAUGCAAUGCGCUCUCAAGGAAGCUACUGCUAAAAAACUCGGAUGACUGGCAGUUCUAUAUAAUUUACUUUGACUCCAUCUUUCAACUGAUUGACACAGCCUGGGCGCCUCCAGCUGAAGGGGAGCACUCUCUGGAGGGCGAAGUGCAUCACAGCAUAGAGCAAGCCGUGACUUUCGUAGAGCAGAGGAUAUCAAAAGAGUCCAACAGCACCCGGCCGCUCCGGGGACCGUACCUCGCCCGGCUGGAGCUGAUCAGGCGCUUGCGGCACAGAGGGUGCAGCGAGGAACACAAAUUGGGCAGUCCAGAAGAGCUCAUGUUCGAGUACUUCAAACAAUUUGGGGAUAAACCCUGCUGUUUUACUGAUCUCAAGGUGUUUGUAGACCUCCUCCCAUCAACCCAGUAUACAAAGUUUAUCAACCGGUUGUUAGGAGUCAUCCCUCUGUCGGCACCAUCAGAAGGCAAACUCGCGCUUCCAGAUAACCUCAAGGCUUUGCAACAACAUUUGUGUGUUGUGCAGUUGACGAGGUUACUGGGCCUCUACCACGCGAUGGACAAAGCUCAGAAACUGGGAGCCGUCCGGGAUCUGAUGCUGCGGUAUCGGCACGGGCUGGAGUUCGGAAAAUCCUGUUUGAAAACAGAGUUGCAGUUUUCAGACUACUACUGUCUGCUUGCUGUUCAUUUGCUCCUUGACAUCUGGCUAGAGGCAGGUGAAGAGCCGGCUGCCUGGCAGUGCUUGACUUUGCUAGAAGAAGGGCUGAGCCACAGUCCCUCAAACGCUCAGUUCAAACUGCUGCUCAUCCGAAUCUACUGCAUGCUUGGGGCGUUCGAUCCAGUCGUGGAGCUCUACUCCAGCCUUGACGCAAAGCACGUCCAGCAUGACACCAUCGGUUAUUUGCUGACACGAUAUGCCGCUGCUCUCGGUAACUAUAUUGCUGCAUCGCAGUCCUGCAACUUUGCGCUCAGGUUUUUUCACUCCAACCAGAAAGAUACCUCAGAAUACAUUAUUCAAGCUUACAAAUAUGGUGCGUUUGAGAAGAUACCAGAAUUCAUUGCUUUCAGGAACAGGCUUAACUCCUCGCUUCACUUUGCACAAGUCCGCAUAGAGCGGAUGUUAUUGGACCUCUUACUUGAAGCAAACAUAUCAAUGAGUUUGGAAGAAAGUAUAAGGUCCAUGAGUCUAAGUCCAGAAGAGGAUGACAUUCCUUGGAAUGACCUGCGGGAUAACAGAGACCUAACUGUCUUAUUCAAUUGGGACCCAAAAGACAGGGGCAUUUCUGAAGAACACCGAAGACUCUCACUGGAGGAAGAGACCAUCUGGUUGCAGAUCCGGUCUUUGACUUUAAGGCUGGUAAGCGGGCUACCGGCUCUCGGCCACAACGCUCACCCAAAGAACUCUGAAAAGACCACCGAGAAUGGCGUUUCUUCCAAGAUUGACACAAUACGAGCUCUCCUGCAGCAGCUGGAUGGGGCAGUGAAGUCGGGGAAGCAGUUUCUGGAGCAGAAAAUUCAGUAUCCUGUCCUCGGUCCUCCUCCUUCCCGAAUGGCCAGCUUUUUCAGCAGUGGGAGCUGCCAGUGUCAGAACAACUUGUUUCACCUUGUUAGUGAAAUUUAUGAACUAGAUACCAACGGCUUAGAAGAUUCAACAGUAAUUCAAGAGAGAAUAGGGAACAGCUUUAAAUUGUUGCUUCAACAGCUAACAGAUCUGUUCAAUAAAUGCAAAGGUGAUUUAUUGGAAGUCAGGGAGGGCAGCUUCACAGUCCAUCCAAGCAUCUUAGAAAACCUUGUCUUCUUCCUUGAGACAAUCUCCAUUGUCCUGUGGGUGUGUAGUUACUCUGAUGCCGUCCUCCGGCCUUGCAGGUCAAACCUGCAGAAGAAGAAAAAGAAGAAAAAAGAAAGCAUUGCUUCCAUGCCCCCAGUAUUCUCCAGCUUCCAGGACUAUGUUUCUGGACUUCAGAUACUCACUUCCAAUGUGAUUGACCACAUCAAAGGGCUUGAAGUUACUCUAACUGCACUUAAACUUGAAGAGCUGUCCAUAGAAGACACUUUACUGUCACCGGAAGAAAAGAAGUUUACAAAGACUGCGCUAGUGAAGGUCCAGAACAGUUACCAGCAUUCGAUUCAAGAAAUUGGUGAACUGCUGAAAAAAAGACUUGAUAAUAUCAAAAACCUGAAGGUUUGAGGAAGCGCGUCUCAGGCACCAGAGGCCAGCCAGCGCCAGGCAAGAAUUGACAUCUGCUGCCAUACGUUAAAAUCUGGAACUUCCUCAUAAAUGCAUGAAGGACUUUGAUCGUAAAAUAGUUUUUUUAUGUAUUAAAAAGAUAUAUUCAAGCUGAUUAAAUUAUUGUACAUAAAACCAGAAGCAGGGACCCUCCUCAGUCAGGGUUUAGACCACUUUUUAUACAUGUUCAUAAGCCUGUUGUAACGAAACAAAAAC